GCCUUUAACCUGAUUGGAACAACUAAUCGUGUGUGUCAUAAUGGAUUCUGCUGGUGAAAAAUGGAGCUGCCCCAUAUUCUCGUUUCUCCAAGAAACUUCGUCAGGUUUCUAUGACGAUAUUCCUGAAGAAACAUCUGAGCAAUUAAGAGAGUAUGAAGAAGACACCGAUAACUACUCUAAUAAAGACAUAGUAGAGGCCCUUAAGUCAUUUGACGAAGAUAUUGAACAAACUGAUGAGAAUCUUCAAGUAACAUUUGCUGUACCCGAGUCUUUUGUAUCAUACACCGCUCAUAAAACCAUUGAAAUCCCGGAAAGCAUGUCUGAAGCAGAUAAACAAGAAUUGAGAGAAAUGUUUGCCGCUGAGACUGAAGCAAUGUUUGCAAAACCCAAACUGAAACCCAAGAACUACUUUCCUGAACUCAUGACUGAGUCUGAUAAAGAGGAGUUUAGGCAGAUGCAUGCUGCUGAGGCAAAAGCUUUAAUGCCAUACCUUAAAAAGGAAUUUGGACCAGCAGAGCCUGAACAUGAAGAAAUCAAACAGAUCUUCCAAAAAUGCUUGAAAACGGAGGAAAACUUGUUAAAACUUUUAACCAUAAAUAGCCAAACUGUAGAACCUGAACAGGAGAAGCUUAUAGAAGUCGUGACAUCCUUUAAAGAUAACGAGAAGGGACCACUAGCAGUUACAAUGCUAUUUAAGCCUGCCAUUGAAAGUAUCCAGGAUAAACCUGAAACAGAAACUGCUGAGAGUUCAACUGAAAAUUACACGCUGAUUCAGAAUUCAAGUUUAAAGCAUGUGAAAAGGCGCUUUUCAACAUUUAAACCAGACGGAGAAGAGUCUUCCAGACCAUCUGAAGAUGCGCUACAUAUGACUCAGAAUGCUUCUGAGGUGGUUCUGAAUCCGAUGAGCUUUCUAGAAGACGAGGGACUUCACAAUAUGAAUUUCUCCCGCAGUGCUUUAUUGGGUAAUGAAGAGUAUUUGAUAUACAAUAGUAGGAAAUGGGCUCUUUUGUAUACAGUGGGUGUGAUGGUUCUUUUUAUUUUUGUUCUCUUGGGGUAUUUGGUUUAUAAGGAGUUUUUUGCUUAAGGGGUAAGUUUAAAGGAUAAUUUUUUGAUAGUUUUAUAUUUGAGAAAAAUUGAAAAUUUGAAGAACCAAAAGGUUUUUUGGGAACAGUUAGGGAUUUAAAAAAAAAUAUUAGUCGUGGCAUUCUGAUCCAAAAACUAAUUUUGAUUUUUUUUAAUGUUAGAUAAGGAUAAUAAUAUUUAAUUUAGGUUAAAAUUUGUAACUUUAAAGGGCUCUUACAUACAGCAGUGUAAUGGUCCUUUUUAUUUUUUUUUCUUCUGGGGUAUUUGGUUUAUGAGGAGUUCUUUGCCUAAGGGGUAGUUAUUUUUUUUUAUAAUCGUAUUUGUAUUUAUUUUGUGAUUUAAAAAAAUUAAAAUUUUGCUUUUUUGGUCACGCCUUACAGAUCUAAAUGUAAAAAAAAAAUCGUCAGUAAUUCUUAUCCAAAAACCAAUUUUUAUUUUGUUAUAUAUUAAAUAAUGUUAAUAUUAUUCAAUUUAGGUUAACGUCUGUACUAUUACGUAAUUUAACCACAUAUAUUUUUUUAG
Anthonomus grandis grandis is the source of this 1605-nucleotide messenger RNA. RefSeq lists its product as uncharacterized. The transcript has 2 exons. The coding region runs from base 41 to 1084 and encodes 347 amino acids. The record is from RefSeq and is a predicted model, not a curated record. Lineage: Eukaryota; Metazoa; Arthropoda; Insecta; Coleoptera; Curculionidae.